This is a messenger RNA of Mytilinidion resinicola, 4065 nucleotides long. RefSeq lists its product as uncharacterized. Gene Ontology annotation, molecular function: tRNA (guanine) methyltransferase activity; RNA binding. Lineage: Eukaryota; Fungi; Ascomycota; Dothideomycetes; Mytilinidiales; Mytilinidiaceae. The transcript has 2 exons. Bases 103 to 3930 code for a protein of 1275 amino acids. Gene Ontology annotation, biological process: tRNA methylation. The record is from RefSeq and is a predicted model, not a curated record.
AUCAGAUCUGAUGAGAAUACGUUCGGCAUGUUUCGUCUUGGAGUAGCGCCGUGGCAACCAUAAACAACAUUCAUCCCCGCAUUCCUAGCUCAUCUCUCCACCAUGGCAUCCCUACCCGGGCUGGCUACACUAUUCCUGGGUCGGAUCCCAUCAGAAGCCAGAGAAGACACCAUCCAUUCGUUCAUAGAGAGUAUAAAGCCUCGAAAUGGAGAUCCAUUAGAUCUUGGCAGCGUCAAACUGGGUUUGGAAUUACUUCGGGCUUGUCGUGGCAUCGAAGGUCUUGGCAAAUUAUGCUCUUUCGUCGUCGAGGAGUUGGACAACGGCAGCGGAGCCUCUGGAAAGCUGCGCGAAAUCACAAGUCUUUGCUCCGAUUAUGAAGAUCUAGGUUGCCAAGUUCUCCAGCACAUUGAAAACGAUCUACUCAAAACAGCUCGCCUUCUACGCGUCUCCGAUCUGGGAUAUCAUGUCCCAACAGAAGCCUUCCUGAAUCACCACAUGGUAGCAAGCAUUCCUGUCCUAGACGAGACUGUGUCCGGCGAUGGCAUUAGUCAUCAAGUAUCGACUACGAUUCGCUACCUGACCUUUUUGAAGGUUCUUCUCUGGCAUGCUAACGAAGACCGCAUAAGCAUAUCCAACACCAUAUUCACUAGUCUACUAGUGUUGCUAGGAACUGGCCCCGAAUUAGCCACAGCAUCCGGGGAUGCUAUUGCUGCUUUCCUACCUCUGCUGGAAGGCAAUCAUCUUUCGUACUCUACGGAGGUAAGAGAUAGUUUGAUCGCACAAAUAUGGGAAAGGAUAUGCGAUCUCCUUUCCAACCCCUUACCAUCCGAGCCUGCUGGUUCUGCUUUCCGGUUAUGGUUUCGCUGGAUAUACCAAUCAGGUGGAUACGAACCUUCUCAAAGUAUUCUCCAGCAGACACAGUAUUGGAAUCUGCUCCAAAUCGGGCUUCUUCACGGGUAUUCUGAGCAGCGGAAGCUCUGUCUUGGUAUCCUCCAGAAAUCAAUCGCAAUCUUGCAAAGCAACGUGGAAAAUACCCACAUGACUUUCAAGCUGCAAGCUCGACGCAAUUAUGAACUGCAGUACACUAAGUACUGUACUUUGUAUGAAACGGUCGUACUUGAUCGUUAUCCUAAUCAAGUCUCAGCAUGUCUGGGCGAUCUGGCUAAAAUUAUGUCUCCUACUUCUCAUAUUCAUAUAUCGUGGAUAACUACUCUUCUAUCAGCCGCAUUGAGCUCUAAGAUCCAGGACGGAAUCCGCAAAAUAAUUGGACUCUGGUACAUUGACUUCACCAGUCACUCCGAAGAGGAGCUUGAAUCUCAACAAACGUUACUGUUCCAAGGCAUUCUCCCUUGGGCAACUCAAGGGUUCCUGUUUACUCAGUCACUCUUUUCGUCUCGCGAGUCUACAGAGUGCCUUCAUGCGCAGAACCUUUGCAAUCUCAUUCAAAGAUUCGCCGAGAAAUGCUCUGGUACUAAAGAACGGCUGUUGUUCUUGAGGAAGGUAUUGAAAUACAUAUCUAACGAUGCGAAUAUAUUUCCGUACGCUAUGCUAUAUAUACUGGAAGGCCUUUUAGAAGGAUUUCGAAAUACCAAAACUCUACCAUUCUUGGAGAUUGACGAAUUAGCAUUAGUUGCCACGACGUCAGUGCGGGCUGGUUUACCUGAGGUAGCUAGAGAUCUGUGCACAACCUAUUGCAUGGCCUUGACCACGGAAACCCAAAAGAAUGUCCGCGCAUCUGUGCCCGGAGUCGAUGGAUUGGAACAAAGAUGGAAGAAGCUUGAGAGUACGCCGGUCAUUACUCGCGAUGCGGCUAAAACUACCGACCUGGCUGAAAAUAUAGGGAGAAAUCUCAACAAUGACACCGAUGGUCAAAGUACCCAGAUUGGUGCUACAGCUAUACGGUCUCACGCCGAAAGUCUGAAAACCAUAACUUACAGAUCCGCCAGGGGAGAUGGGCUGCUUCAAGCCCUUGACACACUAGCUUCGGCUUUAGACACUACCGACGCGCAUGACAUACCUCCAAGUCUACUCUACGAAGCAUUGGAGAUUUUGUGGGACGAAGUCGACACCCAAGAGUAUCCAAAGGCGGCACUCAUGAGGAUUCCAGGUCUCGCUCUGCGUCCAAUCUUUAUCCAAAUCUGCAUCAGCGAAGACGGAACCUCCGAAACUAACAGCCUAACUGUUCUUUUAACAAAGAUUCUAGAGACUGUCCAUAGACUAUCCGAGAGUCGAUCGUAUCUUCUACCUCCUUUGGCACAGUCGCUCCGGGCCGCAUGUUUGUCGUACCCUGAGGCCUUGUCGAUACUGCCUGUAGAUGACUUUCUACUCCGCUUUGCCAACCAUCCUCCGUCCCCGCGACCCGACUUUCUCUUCGAAUGUGCUGCCGCUUUAAAGCUCGAGGUAUUCUUUCCUCAUCUUUCAUAUACGUUCUACUACGGCGUUCGCGAGUGGUUUGGCUACGCAUGCGUCAUGGAUCUUGUAAACAGACUGCCAAACCUCAACGCUGUCAUUACUCGGGAUGUUCUGGAUCAGUUAAUCAAACCAUGGGCGACACAAAAAACUCCUGUGCCUCAAGUUAGCAAAUGGAAGACGCUCACCCAACUUCAGAUGAUGUUGAUCCUUUCCGAGGCUUGCAUUUCGAAAGGAGAUCCAGUGGAGACGAGUCUAUAUCUGAAUACCUUCAUGGAUAUUCUUUCUGUGGAGCCAUGGCCGAAAUAUCGAUAUCUUCUCGAAUGGAUGCUGGCACGUCUCUACCUACACAGUCCGGACGAUCGUAGCCUCUUGCUCGACCGCCUGGGCAGCCAAGGCGAAUCAAACCCAAAACUCACCGCUUCCUUGAUGAGGAUGGCAGUAAUGGUUGCCUGCUUCCCUGACACCCCCGAAUCCUUCAGUUUACGUCUUGUGACCCUCCUUAUUCCCCUCUGCGCCAGCGGCAAAAUCCAGGUCCGUCACGAAGCCCAUUGGGCUUUCCCGUCCAUUUGGGACCACGUCGAAACGCGCGGCUGGUCGAAUAUACUAUCAAACCCAGCGUUCGCUGCCUUGAAUACGCAUAUUCGCAGCCUCUGGCGCUUUCAAACCCCAACCUCGCCUUACAACAGCCGAUCCCUGACGCUUGAUCUGGUAAAAGAUCAUAAUAUGGCGAAUCUCUUCCAAGGCGACUAUCUUCGCACCUACCCGCCAGAGCGCGAGCUCGUUACAACCGCCGACUUCGAAGCAGUAUGGGCCGCAGAUGUACGCAAUAAGCUUGCGGUCCCUCGACCUCACGCUCCUCCCUUGAUCAGUCUUGGCUCACCCAAGCCUCCAAUUGAAAUCGAAAUCCCCACCUCAUCUGCUACAGUAGCACCACUUUCAACGCCCUUCACCACAGCCGACCUUUUAGACGCAAACCUUGCCCCCCUCCAAACAAAGUCCACAACCUGGCAGCACUUCCUCGCUCCUACUGGUCCCAACCCUGCCCGCCGGCACACCCCUCUCAUCCUCGUCGCCUCCCUGAUCACCAACCCCGCCAACCUCGGCGGGCUCUCCCGCAUUGCCGAGAUAUUCGGUGCAGAUUCCCUCGCUCUUCCCUCUCUUCAACCCCUCAGCCAACCCGCUUUCACAUCCGUGGCCGUAACAAGCCAUCAACACAUUCCUAUCUUUGCGUUAUGGCCCGCCGACCUCCCGAAAUAUUUGGUAGACAAGAAGAAAGAAGGGUACACUAUUGUAUGCGUUGAACAGACGGAUCGAAGCAAAGUUUUAGGGGAGGAGGGCACGGUCGUGCCGAAGAGAAGCGUGGUCGUGCUGGGGAGUGAAAAGGGCGGCUGUCCCGCUGAGGUGCUCGCGGAGGCAGAUCUGUGCGUUGAGAUCAAGCAGAAGGGGGUGACGAGGAGCUUGAAUGUACAGACGGCGGGAGCGGUUUGCUUGUUUGAGUACCAACGGACUUGGGGGUGAGGGGUAUUAGGACGACGUGAAAGGCAAGGAUGGUUGACAGUGUAAUCUAUUCGAAAGUUCUGUUUCGUUGCGGCUCAUGAAAGAUUCCAGUAGAGAAGAGUGAAACUUACUUGACAGCUACACAAUCCAAGGGAG